GCUUUCUGUUCCUCGUACAUAGCACAAGGCGAGCAUGUACCACACUCUUCAUAUACUGACUACCUACUCAUCCCUUGUAUUCUCUCUGCACGAUUCGAGCAGCAUAAGUAUGGCGCUCAAGGGUUAUCAAUAUCUGUGCCGUCUCGCUGGAAGGACGGCACACUCUGUGACCUUCACAACAACAAAUAUCCUGUCACAGACUAACAGGUUCUCAUCAUAGAUGAAAGUUUUUCACGAUCUGUAACAGGUAAGUGAGUUCAACAUUCAAACUGAUGGAUGCGGGGAACACGAUACAUACAUACUUCAAUGGCUUGGGCUAUGCUGAUGUAUGAUUUGCACAUUUUGCAUAUCUUGUGUAUAACUUCACCCCUCUACUCACAGUUGCUUAUCCAGUUUGAUUCUUUUGCCUCAUCUAUGGAUAUGGGUCCGACAACACCUCCGAUUACUAUGCCGUCCGCUACGGCGGUGGAGCCCACGUCGCCCAUACCUAAUGUGGGGGCUUUGGACAACAUUCCUUCCCUGCCUACAGCCGUGAUGUCCUGUUUGUGGCAAGAGGCGAACCCGCUUGCUCUCCUCUCAAUGGCCGAAGCCUACACUCAGAACCCAUCUUCUACGCUCAUAGUAGAACCCAGCACGCCGUUGCUCUCUUCCAGCAGCGGCCCUUCGAGCCAAAUCUAUACCUCACUUGAUCCGCGCCCUACCAUUUCACCUUCUAUUCCGGCAACCCUGUUCUCAACCUACCUCUCCGGUGUAUCGACACAGACUGUCACCUUCAACUCCGUGCAGUCACCGUCACCGUCACAGUCACAGACAAAGACGUCCUCUAGUCAAGGUUCCCACGCGAUAUCGGUUGGCCUGAUAGUUGGACUUAGCCUUCUUGGUGUACUCCUUGCGGUAAUAGUGGUCUACUUCAUCUUGCGUCGCAUACGUCGCUACCGAGCUCAGAAACCUUCAAUAUAUUCGGCUUUACCGGUAGGGAGCGAGGCCACCGUUGCCUCCGCUGUGCGGAGUUUCGAUUCCGGACCUUCUGGUGGUUCUUCGGUAUCUGCGUAUACAAAAGUACCACAUGCGCAGGGUGCGAACACAUUCCAAUCAAUGUACCCGCAGAAUUCCCAAUUAGGUGUACGUCUUUGCCAGACACCGCCAAGUCCUGAGACUGGCCUUGCACUGUGACAUAGAUGCGACAAUGAUGGUGGGAUCUGUGCUCUCGUUUCACCAUGCACUUGUAUUUAACUGAGUGAUUAGCUACCCGUCAAGCGCGGCAUUGUAUAGGUUCCCUUGACGAUGCUAAUUGUUGCUCUGGACUUCUUUUUAUAGUUCUUACCUACGAAACGGUUUCGCUUAAAGGGACUCUUUAACGUUUCAAAAUAAUCACUGAAUCACGAAAUUUGUUGGAGAGGUG
This is a messenger RNA of Pisolithus orientalis, 1402 nucleotides long. RefSeq lists its product as uncharacterized. Bases 277 to 1173 code for a protein of 298 amino acids. The transcript is spliced from 2 exons. The record is from RefSeq and is a predicted model, not a curated record. Lineage: Eukaryota; Fungi; Basidiomycota; Agaricomycetes; Boletales; Pisolithaceae.